AUGACUAAAGUCAAAAGAACUCCUACUCGAAGAAUGACUGUACCUGGUGGUGAAAAUGUUGAUAGAAAACCCCUCACCGUUUUCAAUCGUUCAUCUACAUUUCCUUACUCUCGCCCUCAAUCCAAUAACAAUCAGAAUAAAACAAAUGUUACAAGCAAUAAUGAUCAUCAUUGCUCUAAAUGCACAAAAAGCGGCGAUGAUGAUGUUAAUUGCUUAAGUGCUAGAAUAAAUCGACUAGAAAAAUUAAUCCGAGAUCUUAAUAUAGCCGUUAGUCCUAGUCCUAAGUCUAAUAAUUCUUCUAAUUCGGCUCCUUCUGCUAAUUCUUCACUUAUUUGCUAUAAUACUAUUGAUUUUUCAAAGAUGGAAACCAAUGAAUUGGUCUCGUUUUCUACACAAUUGGGAACUCUAUUAUUUGGUAAUCGCAAUUCUAAUAAUCAUAAAUCAAACGUUAUGAGCAUUAGUAAUAUCCUUGCUCAUUAA
Messenger RNA from Dentiscutata heterogama, 480 nucleotides. Lineage: Eukaryota; Fungi; Glomeromycota; Glomeromycetes; Diversisporales; Gigasporaceae. The record is from the annotation of a GenBank genome assembly.